Messenger RNA from Echinostoma caproni, 4203 nucleotides. The record is from the annotation of a GenBank genome assembly. NCBI's taxonomy places the organism in Eukaryota, Metazoa, Platyhelminthes, Trematoda, Plagiorchiida, Echinostomatidae.
AUGGGAGUUUAUUGCGUCAUCCAAUCAUCCGGAUCAACACUUAGUGCCACCGGAGCACUUGCGGCGAAUGGCCUGACUGUAACCCGAACUGCAACAUGGCCGAUUGCUUUGGUCGUUUUCAGUCCCACAGCAACUCCGUCUCUGAAGACUAUUGCUGCCAAUUUCGGAAACCAGUCAUCAUUCACGCCCGGACUGAAUAUCCUUUUGACGCGCGUGAUCACUAUCCAGAGCUCACCGUCCAACUAUAGUCUUAGUUUUUCUACACCUCAACUACCAUCGAGUCUUGCAUUUUGCACUCCUAGACACUCAACCCAUGAUCCCUACAUCGGAUUGUCCACCUCAACCAGUUUACCGCAAUCAAAUUCCCUGACAUUGCAGUUGGCAAAUAUAUUCUAUGAAGAUACUACUCCGAUCAAUUCCAUUCCAGCGCCUGAGGGGCUUCAUCAUGUCAAUUAUUUAAUUCCUGUUGUCAGUACAGGUUCAGUGGCAACAACAGCAACCGUACUGGUAACUUUAAAUCAGAAUGGCAAUUGGUUUAACAGAACAGAAACUUUUGUUAUUCAGGCAUCAUUGGCCACCACUCCAGCUCAGUGGAACUUUCUGGCCCAACGCGUGGAUUUGUUCGAUUUCACUCCGUUUAUUCAACAAGGAAGCAAUAGUGUUUUGGGUCCUGGACAGGUUGCUCGUUUCACCUAUGUGCUACGCAUCACAGACAGGCGAUGCUCCUCGUAUGUUUUGGCGGUCACUCAAACACCGGACAAUUUGUGGCCCACAAAUGUGGGCAAUUUAUUUGCCCCAGCAAUCCAGCUUCAAGGCCCUCCCGAUCUUGCGGCUUUAUCGGCGAUUCCCAUGAACUUCACACUAACCAUUGAUACACCCGGAGCCGGUCAGUAUCCAAACACAGUACUAGAGAUUGUUUUCGGGACGUUGGUUGAUCCCAGCUUCACCCAGUGCACAGUCGUCAAGGGUGACUUUACGUUCGGAUUCAAUUUGUUCGAAAUGGAGAACGAACCAUUCUUUCCAAACAUCUCCACGGUCAGUAUUGUGCGUUUUUACUUGGGAACUGUUGUGAACACGGGAGCAACACAAUCCGUGCAAACCACAACAGCAAUCGCCAAUUCCGAUCAAAUCAAUGCCACAAUCACCGUCCUCAUUUAUUCGAAUACCGAUACCUCUGUUCCAAUCAGGGCGAUUCUGUCGAUGGCUGGUGGCACAUAUGACACGACAGCCCAGAUAUUGGUCAAAACGUAUGGAACACCAAAUGUCAACGUGACUUCAGCGAUCGCUGUGGGUUCGAAUACGGUUCAGCUAGUUUAUCCAGGAGACACAUUCAAUCUCACCAUAAACAUGACUGUGGCAGCGGGUUCUUCAAAGGCGUGCGUCACACGUAGACUGAUGGUCUAUCGAUUCGUGUACAUGGAUGCGGUUACCGUUGCCGCACAAAGUGGACUUAUGAAUCCGAUCACAUCGACCACAGACCCUUCUAAUGACUACUGCUUUGAAUACACAACCUCCGGAUUGACGUUUGGUCAGUUUGACUCGGUCACUUUUGCCGUUAAAAUCAAGGACAAUAUUGCUCUAUCGAAAAAUGCAGUUCAAGCAUCCGUCACGUUUCCUGUGGAACUGGUUUGCAUCACUGACUCUCAGUACGACCCAACUAGCCCAAAUGUGACAUCGGGAAUGCGUCGGUUUUUGACAAUGUCGUCACUUAUGCUAAUGAGUUCCUCUCAGAGCGGCGAUUGCAUGAAUGACCUAGGAAUGGCAAGUGAACUGAUGAUCAGAGAUUGCCAAAUCACUGCUUUUACAACACCACAAUCAAUGUACUCCGUGCAAGCAGGACGGUAUGGAUCCGGCAUGGGAUGGAAAUCGCCAACUCGUGGACAAAUCUUCUACCAAUUUCGUUAUAUGACUGUGCUGUUUGGAGAGAUGUUUUAUNUGGCACAACUUCGAUUCAAUCUUCUGGAUCCGACCAAUCAGAUUCGUGUCAUUCAAAUUUUCGGAACCCUUGAUGGCCGUGCUUACCAUUUGCAUGAGGAAGGUGACAUAUUUUACGAAAGUGUGGAUUCUGGAAUCUACAAUCUGGUAUCGAAAAUGCAAGCUCGAGGUUUGCGUAUUGUGCUGAAAGAACUACAGGACAAUAAUCGUGAAGCUGUCCUGGCUGUGGGUUUGUUCGGAUGUAUCCAUGGUGAGGAUCUGAACACAUUUGGUCCGAUGGUGUCUCAGAUCGUCACUUACGUGCCCAGCACGAACACACUGUUCGGCAUUGGAAUGGACGGACAGAGUUUGGUGCAAAGCAAUAAUACUGGAUCCACGUGGAAUGGGAUUUCCAUAGAAGUCUAUCGUUCUGCCCUGAGCAAAUCUGUGGGAUCAGUAAAUGCGACUGUCGUGCCUUGGUUGACAAUCAACAUGCAGUUUGAUAUCAACACACACGGAGAGGAUUGUUCGGCGUAUCAAGCUGGAAACUGGAACAAAGUGUACCAGUUUGAUAUCCCGGACUCCUUGAUCGGGAAUGUAGUUGGGACACUGCACGCUACGGAUUUAGAUAAUCCGACCGUGGAAUGCGGAAAGUUGCAGUUUAUCCUACUCCAAGAAUCUACCGGUUUAAUCGUGGAUUCAGAUAGCGGAGUGCUUCGUGAUACUGCCAUCGUUUGGUUGAGAAACACAUCCACUUCGCCAAUCAACAAACACGAUGCGGCAAAACAGGAGUUUUUGGACAUCAGAUCUGGACAAGCAGGGGAACCGGAAAAACUUCGUCGCUCAAAACGACAGACUAUUGAUCCACCUUCCACCACCACAAUGACUUGGGACAAGAUUGCCGUUGUCAAUUCCUCACUGGUUUGUCCUGGGUGCUUCUGGCAAAUGAAGAUAACAACCUCUCUUCCUCCGGGGACGGUAACUCCAGUCUUUGAUUUAUACGGACCGGACAAUAACUUUACAGCGAUGGGCUAUAUCCAAGAUGUGACGUUCCAAAAUGUCGGUAGUAAAUUAAGUGCACUGAAUUGCAUGUCCAUGUUUCAACUGACUGACGGGACCGGGGUAACAUCUGCCGGUCUGAAUUGCACUGAUUUGUCAGUCAGCAACACACCCGGAGUCUCAAUGGCUGACUUUUCAUUUGAUGUUGUUUACAAGACCCUGGUCCUGAGCAACGCUACCCCGGGAACUAAUCUGACCAUCGGUGUCGGUCUGCUACUCUCAGACGUGAUGUAUGUUGGAUACAUGAAUUUGACUGUUGGUCCGCCUCAGCAACCCAGUUUUAUCAUGUCAAACUGUCCUUCAUCCACGGUAUACGUUGGCACAGUAACCAAACUGAGCUUCUCUUUAUUUGCUCCAUUCCAAUCGGGCAAUUACACGAAUCCAGGUGUUAUCCUGACCAGCACGGCGCCCACGAGUGCGAUCGACACGUACAAAUCGGGGAACACUACAAUCCGUUUGGACUUUCCACCAAACUCCGUGCAAUCAUACUAUGUGGAAGUGGAGAUGCAACAAACGGAUAUGGCUGAAUUUGGCUAUGCCAUCGUCACCCAAGUUGGAUCAACACUGACCUCAUUCGGUGUCGGUCUUAAUUUGAUCAUAGAGUAUCAACGAUCCGGAUCGACUAGUUCAAUUACCAAAGCCCGUGUCCACUUGGGAGUGAUCACCAAUCCAUAUAACACCACGACAAACUGUUCCCUCACUCUCAAUUUGGGCAUUAGAGUUCUCGGUUCAACCGUACUGACUUCUGGCAGAACCGGUCAGAUAAAAAUAACACUUUUCUGGUUCGGCGGGAAUGGGACUCAGACUGUGGUGAACUAUGUUGUCGGUGCGAAGACUGCGGUACCCAUUCUUACGGGACUGGUGGCCUACGAAAAUGCGGUAUCCGGGAGCUACAAUCUGAUGGAUCCAAUUAACGCUCGCGGUUUACGUUUAGUUCUGAAAGAACUCGAUGAUAACAAUCGCGAAGCCGUUCUUUCAGUCGGAUUAUACGGAUGUUUCGGGGCAAAAGAUAAGGACACAUUUGAUCCUUGUGAUAUGACCGAAUACAACCUGAAAUCUUUGGGUGGGUUUCUUCCAACACCUUUCACAUGGCAACCACGAACGUUUCUGCACUGGAACGGCAUCAUUUUCUUCUGUGAUUUGCAGUUUGAUUUAUCUGCCUUAAUUCGACAACGUCAACAAUGUUUCAGAAUGUCCAAUGCCAACCCGAGACAAAUAACAAGUGAGUAA